This is a messenger RNA of Beta vulgaris subsp. vulgaris (sugar beet), 1003 nucleotides long. Its product is annotated as MLP-like protein 28. The coding region runs from base 300 to 758 and encodes 152 amino acids. The record is from RefSeq and is a predicted model, not a curated record. NCBI's taxonomy places the organism in Eukaryota, Viridiplantae, Streptophyta, Magnoliopsida, Caryophyllales, Amaranthaceae. The transcript is spliced from 2 exons. Gene Ontology annotation, biological process: defense response.
CAUAUCGGCACCAACUAACUAGCCAAAUCUCUUAAAUGGAAUCCAAAUUUGCCUAUCUAUACCAAAAAGAGAAAAGAAAAGGUGGGAAUAUUUGCGUCCAUAGCAAGCUAUGUUUGAUCAAAUAACUGUAGAUAAUGCGCAUAUAUUUCUAACGUCAAACUAUAUUAUAGCGAAUGCAUGUUCAUCUAACAAAAGCAUCAUAUAUAUGUAUCUAUAAAUUAUAAUUAUUCACUAACUUAGUGCAAUCAUAGUUCAUUACUUUAGUUGUAGUAUUAUUGCUAAGGAGGAAGGGAAAUUAUAUGGCUCAACUGCGAAAGUUGGAGGGGGAAGUGGAGAUCAAUUGUUCAGCUGAUAAGCUAUAUGAGAUGAACAUGGCCACCCAACGCAAUAUUCCCAACAUCGGUAAUACAAUGUGUAGGGUUGAAGAAGCACAUCAAGGUGAUUUGGGAAGUGUGGGUAGCAUCAGAAGAUGGAACUAUAUCAUAGAAGGGGAGUCACAAUACCUUAUUGAGAAAAUUGUGGCAAUUGAUGAGAAGAAUAAGACUAUUCAUCGCAGUGCGAUAGAUGGAAAUAUAAUGAAGAAUCAUUACAGGAAAUUCGCAAGCACAUUAUGUGUAGUUCCAAAGGGAAAUACAUGUUGCAUUGUUAAAAUUACUCUUGAAUAUGAGAAGAUGAAUGAAGAUGCACCUGAACCUCAUCAGUUGCUGCAGUUUGGACUUGAUAUCUUCAAAAAACUUGCCAGGCACCUUAAUAGUUAAUGCCAAUUAGUUAGUGUUUGAAAACCAAAAACAUUAUUAGGGUGAGAUUAAAAAAAAUAUUGUGCUGGAUUAAAAAAGUUAUUUUCUUGUUAGAUUGUCUGAUAAAAUGAUGUUCUUAAUUAGAGCAAUUAUUAUGUAUCUUAAAUUUUUGUGUGUAAUCUUCAUUCUUCAAGCUCUGUUGUACAACUUUCUUCAUAUGGUACCUUUAUACUUCCUCACUCUCCUUAUAUAGUGCUUCGUUUUCA